Pristis pectinata (smalltooth sawfish) is the source of this 4572-nucleotide messenger RNA. RefSeq names its product LIM domain and actin binding 1a (gene lima1a). Gene Ontology annotation, cellular component: actin cytoskeleton; plasma membrane. Gene Ontology annotation, biological process: actin filament bundle assembly. The record is from RefSeq and is a predicted model, not a curated record. The transcript has 13 exons. Gene Ontology annotation, molecular function: actin filament binding. Bases 191 to 2659 code for a protein of 822 amino acids. Lineage: Eukaryota; Metazoa; Chordata; Chondrichthyes; Rhinopristiformes; Pristidae.
AGCGCCGUCAGUCUGGGAAAUUGGAACAGGGCAGUGGCGGCAGGUGUGUUGGUUGGGUUGUGCGUGAGAGCGAUCGUUUGCCGGAACAACUCAUUUUUGCUUGACAUUUGGAAAACAGUCAGAGGAACAACAUCUGAACAGUGCUAUAUUUGCGUGUACGAAUCCACUUGUUGAGGCAAACGAAGAGAACAUGGAGCGAUCACCAUUCAGCAGAGGGCAAUGGGCUUCUCAGUCACUGCGGGUUACUGCCAAAGAGUUGUCCAUAGUUAAUAAGAGGGGAUCACCUGCACUCAGGGAGCGUUUUUCUAAGUAUCAGAAGGCAGCAGAGGAAGCAAGCAGUGACCGAAAAAAAGGGAACACUGAAAAUCUUGCCCCUAACCUGAGGAAGGGAACCCUGAGCAUCUUGAAGAAGAAGUGGGAGGUUCCAGAAUCUUCUGCAGCACAACCUUUGCCUCAAAAAUCGCCUGUCAGAGUUAACCGACCUCAGGUCACUGCUGUCAGCCCAAAACCAGACGCUAGCUUGGGGCUUCUAAGUGAGUCAGAUCAGAAUUCCAAGAGCCCCACUACCACAAGGAUCAAGUCUCCCAGGAGCCCAGGAGCCUCGAGCAGAUUUUCUUACCCUGGUGCAGAGAGCGAAGGGCAGGCUAAGAUAAAGUCACAGUCUGAGAGCUGGAAGAUGGAGAGAGCUCUUUCAAAAGAGGGGAUUGAAGUGGAGAAUGGAACGACACAAGAUCUGGCCAUCUUCCCUAAAAUUGAAAAGUUUAACGUCCCACUGAACAGUUUGAAGAUGAUGUUUGAGAAGGGGGAUGUGAAUGCUCAGUCCAAGAGCAGACAGCAUGAACUCCCAGUCAAGCAGGCUGCCCGAGAUCGGCACCUCAAGUCUGACGUUUCCAAGAAGUGGUUAGACAAGACUGCAGAAGGCAGCUGUCUGAUUGAAGGCGUGGUGGAGAACAAAGCAAGGGACGGGAGCACAAGUGGCUUUAAAUCAGAUGACUUUGACCAUACCUCACCUGGAACGAGCCCUGAUAAAACUGAAUCUAAGGUUGGUACGGAGUUGGCAGACAUGCAGGAGCAGACGUCAGUGAAAGACAGAAUGGCAUUGUACCAAGCUGCUGCAUCACAGAAGGAGACCAGCCUCCAAUCUCCUACAACUUUGGAAGAGCAUGUGGCACCUGGAGAAGUCGUUGACACCAAGGAGCUGUGGGACACCAGAGAAUCAUCCAAUCCAAAGAGACUGUCACAGUCUGACAUAUGCACCAGUGACCUUGAAAUACAUGCAAGCAAUGGCAAUGAACAAAAAGAGAAUGUGCCACCAGAACCUUUGACCAGUACCUCCCCCCAUGCGGAGCUGCAGAAGGGGUCUGUGAUUGAGAACACUCCCAGUUCUUGGAAAAGUUCUAUUUCCGAAAGACAGGUAGAUGCCCAAGAAAAUGAAGGGAUGUCAAAGCUUUCAGCUGACGGUGUAAAGCAACAAAGACCAACCAUGGAAAUACAAAACAUUCCAGCCAAACCUGUUAAGAAGUUCCAACUCCCAGCCAGGGAGCUGUGUGUCACCUGCCAAAAGACGGUCUAUCCCAUGGAGCGCCUGGUCGCGAACCAACAGGUCUUUCACAACGCCUGCUUCCGUUGUAGCCACUGUAACAUGAAACUUAGCCUUGGGAAUUUUGCCUCCCUCCAUGGGAACAUCUACUGCAAGCCACACUUCAGUCAGCUCUUCAAGUCCAAAGGUAAUUACGAUGAGGGAUUUGGCCACAAGCCCCACAAAGAGCUGUGGAUGACCAAGAACGAGAGUGACCCCAUGGAGAGCAAGAGUGAAGACUCCUCGGAGGCCAAGGCUGAUGGCUCUGGAGUGGAUGAGCUUUCUAUAGCCAAGGUAGGGGUUCUGGCUGCCAGCAUGGAGGCUCUGGUUUCCAGUCCGUCACCUGAAAAGGCGGAGAAACCCGUGGAAACGAGGAAGUUAAAAAUAGCUUGGCCACCGCCCACUGAAGCAGGAAGUAAAGGAACCAGCUCCACUGAAGAGGGUAUCAGAGUUAACAAACCAAAGUGGCCUCCAGAGGAUGACCAGCAGCCCAUCAAGAGAAACUCUGAUUUUGUUGGCAGCUCCAGACUGAGGAGAAGUGCCUCCCUGAAGGAACGGUGGAGACCGUUUAGUGUGGCUGAGCCCCUGAAACCUGUGGCUGUUAAUGAGCCAGUGAAGAAUGUGCAGCCUGCCAAGAGCACAGCGCAGGACGCAGUCGUUGGCAAAGAAAAGGAAGGUGAGGGGGAGACUGAACCAAAGAAUGAGAGGAAGAAAAGCCUGAAAGAUGAAGUGGAGCUACCAGUACCUGCCAAGCUUGAGGGUGAGAGCGAUUCAGUGGCCGGAGAGGUGGUAGAGGUCCAGAGCGAAGACUGCCAUCUGCCUAUAGAGAAAGUUCAGCUCAAAGAGGCAGCCGGGGAAAAUGACCUUGCAGAGGAUGGGGAGCAGGAAUCCAGGCACGAAUCAGGCUCGCUGCAAACCCCAGGGGACUCUCUUGCCUCCAAUGAGCAAAUUCCAGAGAAUGAGAAAAAACUGGAGGACGUUGGUUUUUGGGAGGAGGAUGAAAACGAAGUGGAAGGAACCAAGGAACUGUCAGUUGAAGAACAAAUCAAGAGAAAUAGAUAUUAUGAAGAUGAGGAUUAGAUGCUGUGGAUAUGGUGAUUUACAUGUUUUAAUUGGUGACUGGCCUUGUGGGUUCUAGAUGUAUCAGCUCAGACCUUCCUGCUGUAAAGUGGUUUAUUCAAGUGCCUAUGUUGAUAGGGACAUUACUUUGGGGGAAAAAAAAUCUUCGUAAGUUGAUUUCUAUUUGGAAUAAGAGGCAAGAACUGCUACAUUGGCAUAGUUUUAUUAAUGUCCACUCUGAAAAUGACUUUGUGCUUGAGCACACUAUGAAUCCUAUUUCCUCUCCACUGGUUAUUGUUGCCAGCCCCAAAAGGUACAUGUUGUAAAGGUCCAAGGAAAAGAAUGGGUCACAGUUUAAAUUGCAGUGAGAUUCCAGUGUGCAGGCCUGGGCUCUGGGGCAGCACCACUCACUAGGCAGGAGCUAAUCGAGUUUCAAAACACUAAAUAAAUAAUUUUCUGGCAAAGUGGGAAGCUGCAAUUCCUUUUCCACAUUAUAUUUGGUCCACUCUUUUAGCACUCCUUCCAAAUGGUCUCCCAGCAUCUGUUGUAGGAAGGAUGUAUUGGGCUUAUCAAGAAAUAAGGUAACCAUUCAAGAACUGAAGACACCUUGACUAUAAAUGAUAAAGGAGCAAAAACUAACCAAGGUUGAAGCUAGCUGUCUCUUGUUGCCCAGCCCCUGCUGAUAGAACUACCUUGAAGUGAGAGGGUAUCAGAGGCACUCUUUUUUUGGACAUCCUGCUUGAUGGAGUGCAUUUGGCUACAGAGAUCCAUCACUCAAAAUUGAGUGACAGAAGGGCUGGACUCCAAACAUUGUGUGACCAGGCAGCCUUUCCAAUGUUGGUGUUUCAAACCUGGGUAACCACGACAUUUUAAGGGUUUCGCCUCGUGUCAAAGUUGUACACAAGAUUCCAGUGAUAUGAAAAUGGAGGCAUAGGAAUAACACCACUUGAGCAGCAGUGUUGUGGGUUGCAAACCUGACAUUAGUCUUCAGUCAAUCUGCCUUUGUUCCCCCAUCUCUAUCAUUUCAUACCUUGGUUUUUACAUAUGGACAGCAUGUGUGUGAGGACAGGAUGCUGCUGAAAAUAUUAAGUGAUUUUGAUUUUAGAUGGGAAGUGAAGAAUUUGAUGAUGUGUGAUUAUAGUUUGCAGUUUUAAUGUUCUGACAUUCUGGUAUACACUAACGCUGCACAAUGUUUAACUGUACUUUCUGGGUAUGUUAGAUGUACCACCACAGCCUCCUGGCACUUGAUUAGUUUAAGGUGAUUUUUUUCUAGUGGCAGGUAAAGUCAGUCUUUUUAUUACAUUGUACUUGAUGUUUCUCAUUUUACUGCAGGUAAACAGUUACUAUCGAUUAUUGCAUUCUUAAUUCCAAUUAAAAUGUAUAGGUUGCUGGUGCUUCUCCCCCCCCCCAUGGUAGGGAUGUUGGUGGUAAGAGUGGGGAAUACUUUCUUCUGAGUGUCCAUGUUGAGACAACCAGAUGGUAAGUUGAUCUCCACUGACUCCACCAUGUUAACCCCAGAUGUCACCACUUACUAAGUUUCUCCAAAUCUUGAUACCAGCUAUCCUCAAGGCUGUCUUUGGGUUUGGUGUUAAAUUGGAACUUGUUGUGUGUUGUGACUCCAGACCUCCAUCUCUGGUAACUGAGUCCAGCCAAACUUGUUCUCUGGGAGACUUCAGAUGAGGGAUGACUUUUGUUCCAUUCAUUCAUGCCGGAACGCCCCCCACGCUAUCCCAAAAUCCUGAGGCAGCUAGCCUUGUUUUUGUCCAUUCAAACUGGAAGUAACUUAAGAAAUAUUCAAAUUGAACUUUGGAGUAAAAGGACUGACAACCAAUACUAUUGACUUUCUUUUAAAAUUGUUUUACAGUUGUGUAUUGUCUGUGUCAUGAUUUCUUUGUUUAGCAUGUAAUAAAUAAUAAACUCUUUAGUAUAAAGUU